AUGUACGUCACAAUGAUGAUGACAGACCAGAUUCCACUGGACUUGGCUCCGCCGCCUCUCCUAAACGGGGAGGUCCCGCUCAUGCCGCACAUGGUUAACGGUGACGCAGCGCAGCAGGUGAUCCUGGUACAGGUGAACCCGGGUGAGACGUUCACCAUCCGGGCAGAGGACGGCUCGCUGCAAUGCAUCCAGGGUCCUGCAGAGGUCCCGAUGAUGUCCCCCAACGGCUCCAUUCCACCCAUCCACGUGCCCCCAGGAUACAUCUCACAGGUCCUGGAAGAUACCACGGGUGUCCGGCGGGUGGUGGUGACCCCUCAGUCUCCAGAGUGUUAUCCUCCCUCCUACUCCCCUGCAUUGUCGCCCACACAUCACCUUCCCCCCUACCUGGCCCCGCCUCACUUCAUCCACAAUUCCCAUUCGUUUUACCCGCCCGUCAGCCCAGGCGAGCUGACCCACCACCAGUACUACCAGCACCAUCUCCCCCCCAUGUACGGCGACCAAGAAAUCAUUCCGGUGUAUGGCAUGUCCAACUUCAUCCGAGAGGAGACGUACAGUAAGCCGCCACCCAAGAAGAUAAAAGAACAGAGGCAACUGGAGCGACAGAACCGUCUCAACUCGCCGCCUUCUACGCUGUACAAGGGUAGCCUGGGGCCAGCACACAACGGUUACAGCAAGUCCCACGCGCCAACGCUAGGGUCGGUGAGCACAGGUGGUGGAGUCGGCAGUCCGGGCGGGAAGAAACCAGAGCGGCGACUUCGCAGCAGUCCGCGCAACGGUGAACCAGAGCCGCACACGCAAGAUCACGAUUCAGAGGCGAAACGUGUUCAAGACAUGCUGUCUACUAUCGACAAACCACAGGUGUCCAAUCUGCAGGCCCGAGCCGUGCGCCUGUCUUGGGGGCCCCCCACUGGCCUGGCGAGCAGGCACAGCAACGGCAUGCCAGUGUCGUGUUCCUACGAAGUGUCCCUCUCAGAUAAAGGGCGAGACGGGAAGUUUCGCCUCAUCUACAGUGGUGAAGAACUGGAGUAUCAUCUUAAAGAUUUAAGGCCUGCGACCGACUACCACGUACGAGUGUGCGCCACGUACAACUCGGUGCGUGGCUCGUGCUCCGAAGCGUCCUCCUUCACCACGCACAGCAGCGUCAGCGUUCCCGACGUCCCGCUGGCUCCCAAGCUUUCCCAUCGCACCAAAAGCACCCUCUCUUUACAGUGGAAGCCACCAAACGACAACGGCUCCAAAAUCACAAACUACCUGCUCGAGUGGGACGAGGGAAAGAAGAACAGUGUUUUCCGGGAAUGUUACUUCGGGAGCCAGCGACACUAUAAGCUGACACGUCUGUUCCCCGCCUGCGCUUACACCUUCAGGGUGGCGGCCCACAACGACAUGGGCACAAGCAGCUUCAGUUCUGAGGCGGUGUUUUACACAAUGGGCACGCUGCCCGCUUUGCCUGUGGCGCCACGUCUGGUGCGAGCUGGUGUAUCCUGGGUGACCCUGGAGUGGGUGCGACCUGAGGGCAGCUCCAACGAAGAGCAGCUGAAAUACACUCUGGAAAUCCAGGAGGACAACAGCGGAGCGGAUUUUCACCCGAAGUACACUGGAGAACACUUGACCUGUACUGUACAAGGUUUGAAGAGGAGCACGCAGUAUAAAUUCAGGUUGAUCGCGUCAAACAUGGAGGGGAAGAGCAGUCCGAGUGAGGUGCUGGUUUGCACCACCAAUCCCGACAAGCCGGGACCGCCGUCCACGCCGUGUGUUGUGGCGUCCACGCCUUACGCCCUCACGGUCACAUGGGAUCCUCCGAAGGAUAAUGGCGGUUCUGAGGCACUUACAUAUUUGUUGGAGAUCAGCGAGGGGUGCUCAGAAGCCAGCCCAUGGGAAGUGGCGUAUAGUGGGCCAGCGACUGAGUGCGUGUGCGAGCGACUGGCGCCUGGCAGUGUCUACAACCUGCGCGUGUGCAGCAUCACCACCGGCGGGCACAGUCAGUGCACCGUCAGCGUUCCAGUGCGCACGUUAAGUGUUCCGCCCGGGCCCUGCCAGCCGCCGAGGAUUGUGGGUAAAGCCAAGCACAAGGAGGUUGAGUUAGAAUGGGAUUCUCCUGCCACCGAGGGCACGAACGAGGCGUACAUGUUCAGCCUGGAAAUGAGCGAGGGAGACGCUCGGCCGGCCCAAGUGUUCCAGGGACCGGAGCUGCAGUGCACCGUGGGUAGUUUGCUGCCCGGCGCCACCUACAGUUUCCGAUUGAGGGCUGCCAAUGAGGCUGGGUUUGGCGAGUACUCCGAGCCGACUUUGGUCGCGACUGCAGCUGGUCCUCCAGGCCAGUGUGGGGCGCCGCUGAUCACGCUUAUCAGCAACACCUGCGUAUCGCUCAACUGGGAGAGUCCCGAGGGGUCGGGCAGUGACAUAUCAGAGUUUCGUCUGGAGUGGGGUCGAGAAGAUGAGCCGAUGGAGCUUAUCUACUGCGGCUCGGCCACGCAAUGCGAAGUGUCCGAUCUUACGCCUGCCACCAGUUACUGCUGCAGGUUACAGGCUGUAAAUCAGGCAGGGGCGGGGCCCCACAGCGAGCAGGUCAGUUUCCAGACCCCAGCGACCAUUCCCGACGCGGUUUCCUCACUCGCUCUCCUGGACCUGCCGUCCUCCUCGGAGUCGGGCCACUCGCGCUCCACUUGUCUCUUCCUCAAGUGGGAGGAGCCUAACAGCAACGGGGCGGAAAUCUCUUCGUACGUCAUUUCCCUGGACGAGCGAACAAUCACGUUGGAGCCGGCGACCAGUCAUCUUGUUAGCGGUUUGCAGCCAGACAGCGAAUACAGCGUGGAGAUCCGGGCGGUGAACCCCAUCGGCUGUGGCCCAUCCGGCCCACCGCUGCUGGUGAGGACGCGACCCCUGCCCCCGGCCCCGCCCCCUUUGGAGUGUGCCGCCGCUGGGCCACAGAGCCUCAAAUUGAAGUGGGGGGAGAACGCCAGCAACUCUCGCUCCUCCCUGCUGGCCGACGAUGUUCACUACAUGCUGCAGAUGCAGGACAAAAACCACAGGUUCGUGACCGUCUACCGGGGCCCCAGUCACACUUACAAGGUCCAGCGGCUGACAGAGUCCAGCAGCUACACCUUCAGAAUACAGGCCUUCAGUGACGCCGGUGACGGGCCUUUCUCUAACAGCCACACCUUCUGCACUACCAAGUCCGUGCCCCCUGCCCUAAAAGCUCCCAAGGUGCACCAGCUGGAAGGGAACGUGUGCGAAGUCACGUGGGAGACCAUCCCGCCUAUGAGGGGAGACCCCGUCAGCUACGUGUUACAGAUGCUGGUGGGCCGUGAGUCAGAAUAUAAGCAGGUGUUCAAAGGCGAGGAGGGAACCUUCCAGAUUUCGGGCCUGCAGGGCAACAUGGACUACCGCUUCCGAGUGGGCGCCUGUCGCCGCUGCCAGGACUCUUGCCAGGAACUGUGCGGGCCGCUCAGCCCCUCGUCGCAGUUCACGCCGCGGCGCCAGGAGGCCUCUGCGUCCGCGGGGGCGGCUGGAAGCGGAGCUUGCGCAUCCUUCGCCCGCCCGGCAGCGGGCCUGAUGUCGAGCGACGAGCGUUUCGCCGCGCUCAUCGUGUGCGCCUUCGCCGGCCUCUCCAUCCUCAUCGCCUGCUUGCUGCAGUACUUCUUCAUGAAGUGA
Molecule: messenger RNA, 3651 nt
Organism: Nerophis lumbriciformis (worm pipefish)
Lineage: Eukaryota; Metazoa; Chordata; Actinopteri; Syngnathiformes; Syngnathidae
Source: RefSeq, a predicted model, not a curated record